AUGAACUCAGAGGAACUGGUCUUAUCAGACGCCCAGCGCAGGACGAUCUACGCGCUCUCGACACCGCCUGGCAAAGCUGGCGUGGCUGUGGUCAGAAUCUCAGGUCCAGAUGCCAUGGAAGUGUGGGCACAAAUGGUGAGAACCCUAAGCGGUACAAAGGAGGGAAAGAAAAGGAGGGUACCCGUGCCAUGGAAGAUGGAAAGGUGCCGAUUGGUCGAUCCUCUGACCGAGGAAGUGCUCGACGACGGUCUUGUGGUAUUCUUCAAAGGGCCACGCUCAUUUACAACAGAAGACGUCGUUGAACUACACAUCCACUCCGGGCGCGCUAUCAUAUCCGCCGUCCUUUCCGCCAUCUCCCGCUUGCCCUUCUGUCGCCUCGCUGAACCGGGCGAGUUCACGCGCCGCGCCUUCGAAGGCGGGCGACUCGACCUGACGCAGGUCGAGGGUUUGAAGGACCUUAUUGAUGCCGAGACCGACGGCCAGCGCAAGGCAGCGCUGAGAGCGGUGGGGGGAACCGCGAGGGUCCGAUUUGAAGAAUUGAGACAGGAAAUCAUCAAGUGCCUCGCUCUGGUCGAGGCGCUGAUCGAUUUCGGGGAGGGCGAAGAGAUCGAAGAGGGCGUCUUCGAGCAAGCUAGAACCAGAGCGGAACGCCUGCGCGGCAGGAUCAAGGCCAUCCUGUCGGACAAUCGCCGUGGGGAGAUCGUGCGCUCCGGUGUCCGUUUGGCGAUAUUCGGGCCUCCCAACGCAGGAAAAAGCAGCCUCCUGAAUUUCUUCGCACAGCGUGAGGCGGCAAUCGUGACCCAUAUUCCCGGCACCACGCGCGAUGUCCUCGAGCUCGAGCUCGACAUCGGAGGGCUCCUUGUCAUCGUGGCUGAUACCGCCGGGCUGCGGAAAACGGAAGACGUCGUGGAGGCCAUCGGAGUCCGCAGGGCGGAAGACGCUGUCCGACAGGCAGACGUGUCAUUACUCGUUCUCUCGCUCCCCGACAUCAUACAAGACUCUCCAUCUGGUCCUACGAUCUCCGCCCACAUCACAUCGCUCCUCGAAAAGAGCGCAUACAUCCUACUUAACAAGUCGGAUCUCGUGCCACCGUCCACAUUGAAAGCAGUCGAAACUGUCAUCCGGGAGACUUUCCCUGAUACACCUCAAUGGACAGCAAGUCUGGCCAAUGGUGAAGGUACGACGGACUUUCUACAGGGCUUCGCGACAGCGCUGCAGACACGCUAUAACCUCCUAGAGGAUCAGGGCACCCUCAACGCACCGCUGAUAACGCACGCCCGCCACCGCACACAUCUAGAAUCUGCCCUUCUCUUCCUGGAUGCUUUCCUGGAAGCAUCCGCCGAGGAUAUAGUUCUAGGCGCCGAAGAGCUACGCUAUGCUGCGCAAGCGGUGGGUAAAAUCUCAGGUCUGAUCGACGUGGAGGACAUCUUGGACGUCGUGUUCCGAGACUUUUGUAUUGGCAAGUAA
Molecule: messenger RNA, 1467 nt
Organism: Heterobasidion irregulare TC 32-1
Lineage: Eukaryota; Fungi; Basidiomycota; Agaricomycetes; Russulales; Bondarzewiaceae
Exons: 8
Coding region: 1-1467 (488 amino acids)
Biological process (GO): tRNA methylation; tRNA wobble uridine modification
Cellular component (GO): cytoplasm; mitochondrion
Molecular function (GO): protein binding; GTPase activity; GTP binding
Source: RefSeq, a predicted model, not a curated record